Messenger RNA from Ectocarpus siliculosus, 1183 nucleotides. The record is from the annotation of a GenBank genome assembly. NCBI's taxonomy places the organism in Eukaryota, Phaeophyceae, Ectocarpales, Ectocarpaceae.
GAGCCAGGGAACGAUGUGCGUGCCCGUGUUUGGUCCUGAAGUGUCGAUGGGCCGCGACGCUGGGUCCAUUUCCCGUUUCACCAGCACAGGCAAAGGUGGCCGCUCGUGGGACGGAAAAAUAAUGCCACGGAAGGAGGAGGAGAUAUGCGGGAACAGGGCGGCUGGGCUAAGCGGUUCUCAUGGCGGUCGCCGUGUCGCUAGGCUGGUGGCCCUGGCCUUGAUCGUAGCCAUCAUUUUGGACACCGUGGAAAGCGCGAGCAUUGAGGGUGAGUCUAAAUAUUGUGGUAGCCUGUGCUGUAGACUGCAGCAUAUCCACUAAGCUACAAGUCGAUCAGCGCUUGACUUGUGGCGUAGUGGAUAUGCUGUACAUGCAACAUACGUGCGACCAGCAGAGCAUCAGACGGAAGAGAUUUUUUGCGGGAGGAUUAAACGAAAACGAGUGUACACCAAGCCUUAUAUUUAUGCAUUCGAAUCGUUAUGUUGGUGUUUGGGUAUAGUAUGAGGAAGAUGGUAACGGAAAUACAGGGCCCCCCAGGGGGAGAACGCGAGAGGAACCUGCACCUGGAACACUCCGUCUGUGGAAGCUAGAGCAGGUGUUCACACAGAGAGUCUUGCCAAAGAAUAGAGGUGUUCACAGAGAGAGCCUUGCGAGGACUAGAGACAGCGCAACACCGCAGAGUGUGACAAGGAACGAGGUGCACAGAUAGAAGGCUUCGAGUGGUUUUCCAGCUGGAGGAGCUGGGAAACAGUGUUGUCUUUUCCUGCACACACACACCGUUCUUUCGAAGGUGGUGGGGGAGAGGAGAGGACCGAUUGCAGCAGCCGUUUCAGUGUAAUACUAGGGAGAAGAGAAAUUGUAGGAUGCCAUUUGAGGGGCUUGGUCACCUGAGACUGCCGCGUGCGGUAAGAAUAGUCCCUCCACCGUUAAGCACUAUGCAUGUAUGUAGCAAUGCAGGGAGUGACCGUUUGAGUGGAUCACAAUGUGGUUUGCUCUCAGUGUGUAGAGCGUGUUUCAUUCACUUCGUUUGACUUGUCACCCACGAUACCGAUCCAACACCCACACAAUAUCAUACUUUUACACACUUCUUUGCACACGGACGGUGGAGAAAAACUGAAGGAAAAGUAUAUAUUUGUCCGGUGCGUAAACACGCCAAAUUGGAAUUCAUGAGACGUUUUUUCUGCG